CGCGAGGAGAUGCGACAGGGCGCCGCGUCGCCGGCAUCAUGCGCCCCCCGCCCGCGCUGGCCCUGGCCGCGCUCUGCCUGCUGGCGCUGCCCGCCGCCGCCGCCGCCGCCUACUUCGGCCUGACCGGGCGGGAGGUCCUGACGCCCUUCCCAGGGCUGGGCACUGCUGCCCCAGCGCAGGGCGGGGCCCACCUGAAGCAAUGUGACCUCCUGAAGCUGUCCCGCCGGCAGAAGCAGCUCUGCCGACGGGAGCCAGGCCUGGCUGAGACCCUGCAGGACGCCGCACACCUCAGCCUGCUCGAGUGCCAGUUUCAGUUCCGGCAUGAGCGCUGGAACUGUAGCCUGGAGGGGAGGACGGGGCUGCUCAAGAGAGGUUUCAAGGAGACGGCCUUCCUGUAUGCAGUGUCCUCGGCUGCCCUCACGCACACGCUGGCCCGGGCCUGCAGCGCCGGCCGCAUGGAGCGCUGCACCUGCGAUGACUCUCCGGGCCUGGAGAGCCGGCAGGCCUGGCAGUGGGGCGUGUGCGGCGACAACCUCAAGUACAGCACCAAGUUCCUGAACAACUUCCUGGGGCCCAAGAGAGGAAGCAAAGACCUGCGGGCUCGGGCAGACGCCCACAACACCCAUGUGGGCAUCAAGGCCGUGAAGAGUGGCCUCAGGACCACGUGUAAGUGCCAUGGCGUGUCGGGCUCCUGUGCUGUGCGUACCUGCUGGAGGCAGCUGUCCCCGUUCCGCGAGACCGGCCAGGUGUUGAAGCUGCGCUACGAUUCGGCCGUCAAGGUGUCCAGUGCCACCAAUGAGGCUUUGGGCCGCCUGGAGCUGUGGGCACCUGCCAGGCCGGGUAGCCCCACCAAGGGCCUGGCCCCGCGACCUGGAGACCUGGUCUACAUGGAGGACUCACCCAGUUUCUGCCGGCCCAGCAAGUAUUCGCCUGGCACAGCGGGCAGGGUGUGCUCCCGGGAGGCCAGCUGCAGCAGCCUGUGCUGCGGGCGGGGCUAUGACACCCAGAGCCGCCUGGUGGCCUUCUCCUGCCACUGCCAGGUGCAGUGGUGCUGCUACGUGGAGUGCCAGCAGUGUGUGCAGGAGGAGCUCGUGUAUACCUUUGCCCCCAAAGGUCCACCUCAGCCCUGCUGGGCCCCCUGAGACCAGUGACCAGUGGCCCCUCGUUCUACAGCUUGAAGGGAAACACUUACAGGGUAUUUUUUGUUUUUUGUUUUUUUUGGUCUACCUCGCAUAUAUAGAUUUUAGGGCAAAAGAGAAUAAUUUAUAUAGCUAAAAUAUAUGAGAAAAAUAUUUAUGUUAUUUAUAGUUUCUAUGUGUGGGGAAGCAGCAGCUGUGGGGUUGGGUAUUCUGUGGAAAGCUGUCUCUCUGGGGAGAUGCUGGGGUCCCCCCUGAGCUGGACACCAGGUGGCAGGGGAGGAGGUCUUCCAGGCUCCUGGGUCUCUUGAGGGGGACUGUCCUGGAGCUAGUGAGUGACAUCCCUCUGUGCAUGUGGACCCAGAGGGGCUUGAUCGGGAUCCUCCUUGUGAAGUCGUAAAUUUUCUGCUCUCCCGGGUCCCAGGCCCCCGCUUUGGCUCUGGCAAAAGCGGCUUGCCCAUGAUAAUAAUGACACCCAGGGUGACCACACUUUGCAUCUGUCAAGCACCUUGGAUAUUCAGAAACACCAUUGUCCCUUUAACCUCACUUGGUGUCCCCGUCAUCCCGUGGGUUAGGGAGGGCCCUAUUACUGCGCCCAUUUUACAGAUGCAGACCAGAGGUGGAGGGCUAGGGUCAAAGUCACGCUGAAGAGGUUCAAGCAAUGAAUAUUUACAGAACUCUGACACGGGCCAGGUGAUGGGGGCUGACUUACCCUGAGCCUGGGAGCCCCGAAGUCUGGAUACAGCCUGAGCCCAAGAACCCAGGGAAGUGACUGCUUCUUCCCCUGCUGCAUGUGACCUGGCCUUUUGGAUCUGGACUGCAUAUCAGCAUUUCCUGUGUCUCAGCGAUGGGGUUGGGCCUUCUUGAGGGGCCUGGAGGGAUGAGGACCCCGUGGAGGCCACUGCGAGGGAGGGGGCACUACCGGGCCCUCCCUCCUUCUGCCCACACUGCCUGAGAGGGUUGGGCUACAUCACCGGGUCCCUCCCAGUCCAGCGAUGGGUUUUGUUGGCUCUCACUUGUGUUUUCCUUUUAAAAGAUGAUUUGUUUUCCAUUGGGUUUCUUCUGGCUUCUCUUAUAAGGUCAGCUGCUUUGGCCCCAAACUGGCAAACGGGGCCUGCAUUCUCACCCUGGCCACAGUCAGCUAGAGGGAGGAUCCCGAUCAGACAGGAUGGGCUGGGGCUCCCCAGUUUGCCCAGUACCCCCAUCUCACUCACGGGUGCUCCUGCCUGGCCCUCGUGGGCAUGUCACCAGCUUCCCCGGUAUCCUCCACUGCAGAGAGACUGACAGACCCACGCCAGCCCUGAAGAUUAUUUCUUGCUUCCCAGAGUUCCCUUGCUCAACAACCUUCAAAUGCUUUUUGUCUCUGCACAUUUAAGAAUUACGAUGAAAACUAACCUGUAUUGAGCACCUGUUCUGUUCAUCCAUUCAAUCAACGAUGGUUUCGGGAGCUUCCACCGAGCGCCAGGCACCACCCCGGGGGUGCUGGCGUGCAGCAGUGAAGGAGACCAUGUCCUUGUCUCGUGGGGCUGACACUGUAAGUGGGAGAGAGACAAUAAACCAGUAAACU
Molecule: messenger RNA, 2703 nt
Organism: Phacochoerus africanus (Common warthog)
Lineage: Eukaryota; Metazoa; Chordata; Mammalia; Artiodactyla; Suidae
Gene: WNT9B
Product: Wnt family member 9B
Exons: 5
Coding region: 39-1142 (367 amino acids)
Biological process (GO): canonical Wnt signaling pathway; neuron differentiation; multicellular organism development
Cellular component (GO): extracellular region
Molecular function (GO): frizzled binding; cytokine activity
Source: RefSeq, a predicted model, not a curated record